This is a messenger RNA of Aspergillus ibericus CBS 121593, 2530 nucleotides long. Its product is annotated as ferric reductase family protein. The transcript has 6 exons. The record is from RefSeq and is a predicted model, not a curated record. Gene Ontology annotation, cellular component: plasma membrane. Bases 95 to 2530 code for a protein of 811 amino acids. Gene Ontology annotation, biological process: copper ion import; iron ion transport; intracellular iron ion homeostasis. Gene Ontology annotation, molecular function: ferric-chelate reductase activity. NCBI's taxonomy places the organism in Eukaryota, Fungi, Ascomycota, Eurotiomycetes, Eurotiales, Aspergillaceae.
UGAUAGUGGAAGGCAAUGUCUGGCGAGACAUAUAUACUGGGUCAGGCACUUCCUCGACUAGAACAGUCAGGAUUUCAAGCUCAUCUGCCUCACAAUGCGUACCCACGCCGCUCUCCUGCUGGGACUGAGUUGGGCUGUGAGCCCCGUCGUCGCCGGGGGGUUCUCCUUCUCGGCUCCCAAUCUUCCUGAUUAUUGCUUCUACGCAGUCUAUCAAUCUCUUGGUUCUUACACAUGGGAAGGCGAGACUACGACAUCGUCUUCAAGCUCUGAAACAUCUGGACAUGGCUCUUCGUCCGGUAGCUCUCGACAAGGCUCCAGUAACUCUUCAGCCACCACGACUGCCAGCAGCUCUUCUAGCACUGGCGCCAAGGUUACACCCCAUGGUAAACGAUCAAUGAGAGAAAAGCGCGGACACCAUGGCUCAAGCUCAACUGGAUUGUGCACCAGCACCGUGGGUGUCAUGUCUGCGUAUGUCAGUGCCAAGUCAUGGUGCACCAAGGAACAAUUCAACAUGGCCAUCCCAACCUACUGGGAGAGUCUCUGUGAGGACGCCAGUGCAACUCUGAUCAGCCUUACCGAGAUUGAAGCCAACGCCACCGAUGAGUAUAUUGCCUCAUUGUCUCUCAUUGACCCGGAAACCAACAGCACCACUACUACUGGAACCAUCUCCACCCCGGUCCUGCUCAGCCAUUCCUACUACAAGCGCGCCUACAAGUCAUACGUGACUCACGACUAUGCGUUGAGUAAAGAUAUGCGGAUGGGCUGGGGUAUCAUGGGGUACUGGGGCGGUGUCCUGGCCCUCGGAAUGAUCUCCAAGGCCUGGAAGAUGGCCCACGCUUUUUUGAGGCUUUCUACCGGAAGUGAUGCCGAAAAGCGCAGUGGAUCUGGUCGUGCGUUGGGACCCAUUUCUGCCGCGGCACAUUUUGUGCGCACCUACAUUAUUAUCCCUGCCAGCUUUGCUCCAUUCCUAUCGAACCACCAGCAGCUGUUCCUUUAUCAUACGAUUCCAAAGCGACUGGAUACUUUAAUUGUCUUUGGCUUCUGGGCCGUGGCCAUCAUUCUGUCAUGUGUGGACUAUGAGAGUUUCACGGGUAACAUCCAGACGCCGAGUCUCCAUCAGCAAAAUUGGCAAUAUUCCUCUGAUCGGACUGGUAUUCUGUCAUAUGCUUGCCUGCCGUUCUUGUGGCUGUUUUCUGGACGGAACAACAUUUUCCUCUGGGCCACCGAUUUUAGUGUGCAGUCCUUCAACAUCUUCCACCGCCAUACGGCGUGGGUCUGCACACUGCUUGCAGUGGUGCACUCGAUUAACUACUCGGUAGUGUUUGCAAUCUACGAUGGCAGAUACUUCAGCGUAUGGAAGCAGGAGUAUUGGUACAUGGGUGUCGUGGCCACAAUCAUCAUGGUUUUCAUGCUGGUCCAAUCCGCAACCUACCUUCGUCAGAAAUCUUACGAGAUCUUCAUCAUCAUCCACUUCCUCUUUUCCAUCUUGACCAUCUUUGCCUUGUUCAUGCACACCAGCUUCGACGGAAAGACCUACACUCCGUAUCUCUGGCCCCUGGUCGCCAUCUGGCUCUUCGACCGCGGCCUUCGCUACGUCCGGAUGGUCUACUGCAACAUGCACGUCCGAUUCGGCAAGGGAUUCCUCAGCACGCCCCUCUCUACCGUGACCUACAGCUCAGAGAGUGAUCUCGUCCGAGUCGAGAUGUACCCUGCCGCGCAGUCCCUGAAGCCUGCCCCGGGUCAGCACUACUACCUCUACCAGCCCUACACCCUCCGAGGCUGGGAAAACCACCCCUUCACCCUGGGCUGCUACGAGAACCCCGACUCGAAGGAAUACGAGACCAAGCUGAUCUUCUACAUCCGGCCCUACGACGGCUGGACCAAGCGUCUCCGCAACCAAUGCCAGAAGGCGGGUGGAGAAAUCCGCACCAAGCUCCUCCUGGAGGGACCCUACGGCCACCAAGCCCCCCUCCACACCUUCGACAACGUCCUCUUCAUCAUGGGCGGAACGGGUAUCGCCUGCGCCGUGCCCUACAUCCUGGACCACAUCGCCCGAGUCUCAGCGGGUAAAACCAACACCACCCGCAUCCAUCUCAUCUGGACAGGUCGUCAGAAGAAGAUCUUCGACGAAGUCUGCUGCCAGGAUCUGUCCACUGCUCUAGAACACACCGACAUCACCACGACGCUCUUCUGCACGGACAAAUCCGCCGCCGGGGGCAUGAUUACCUCCGGCUCGACCACGCCCACAAAGGAGAAGGAAGCGGCCGUCGACGCCGCCGCCCUCCAAGACAAAGCCAGUGGAUCGAUUCGCUCCGUCGAGGACCUGAACGUCGAUCUACGCUAUGGCCGUCCGGCUAUCAACUCCCUCGUGCGGGCUGCCGCGCAGGAAGCACAAGCCAGCUCGGCUCGUUUGGCAGUGAUGACUUGUGGACCGGCCAAGAUGGCGGAUGAGUGUCGGACUGCGAUGUAUGAUGUUAUGAAGGGUGGGUUCCGGGAUAUUGAGUACUUUGAGGAGGCGUUUGGAUGGUAG